Molecule: messenger RNA, 222 nt
Organism: Clunio marinus
Lineage: Eukaryota; Metazoa; Arthropoda; Insecta; Diptera; Chironomidae
Source: the annotation of a GenBank genome assembly
AUGAAAGGAAAGAAGAAAAAAAGGGGAAAUAAAUUUAGAUUACUUCCUGUCUUCAAGUUUUCGGGAGAAUGCUUCAGUGUCAUAAAACUGAUUUUAACGAUUAUUGCCUAUACUGAAAGAGGGAAACGAGAAUGCAAGAGGCUAAUUAAAUUUAACAGCGUGGAGAUUAGACUGUUGACGGCUCAUAAAAAGGCUUACACAGAAUUAAUUUAUGUUGUCUAG